GCACAGUAAGAUAACAAAAAUGUUUCAGCCAACAGAGGAUGUCCAAAUCUCAGACUUUAGCCUUAUAGGACAGGCCCCUAGACACAUAUACACACACACACACACACACACACACACACACACACACUCACACACACACACAAUCCUCUGCUGGAUAGAUACCUGCACUUAUUUGUGACAAAGACAGACAUACACCUAAAUGGCUCACCUACAAAGCGAGCUUACCCAGAAUCCCCUGGAGAAGAUCUGGGUGCCGUGGAUGAACAGUAGACUGAGCCGAAGACGAGGGUCGUCCGUGCCGCAGUUCACAAACUCACCCACUAUGAUCGUGAUGGUCGGUCUGCCUGCCAGAGGAAAGACCUACAUCUCCAAAAAGCUAACACGCUACCUCAACUGGAUCGGCGUUCCCACCAAAGUGUUUAACGUGGGACAGUACAGAAGGGAAGCCGUUCAGUCCUACAAAAGCUUUGAGUUUUUCCGUCCAGACAACGAAGAGGCCAUGAAGAUCCGCAAAGCUUGUGCACUUGCGGCAUUAAAAGAUGUAGCUACUUACUUCAGUCAGGAGCAGGGCCAAGUGGCGGUGUUCGAUGCCACAAACACAACACGUGAAAGGAGGGAGGUGAUCCUGUCAUUCGCCAAAGAGAACGGAUACAAGGUGUUUUUCGUGGAGUCUGUGUGUGACGAUCCUGAGAUCAUUGCUGAAAAUAUCAAGCAAGUGAAGCUCAGCAGCCCGGAUUACAUCGGCUGUGAUAAAGAAGAAGCGGUGAAAGACUUUUUGAAGAGAAUCGAGUGCUAUAAGGUCACAUACGUCCCACUGGAUGACGAUAAAGACAGACACCUGUCCUAUAUAAAAAUCUUUAAUGUAGGCAGCAGGUAUUUGGUGAAUCAUGUACAGGAUCACAUCCAGAGCCGGAUCGUUUAUUACCUGAUGAAUAUUCAUGUCACGCCGCGCACCAUCUACCUGUGCAGGCACGGAGAGAGCGAGCUCAACCUUCUCGGUCGCAUCGGAGGGGAUUCGGGUCUCUCGCCACGUGGAAAUAAGUUUGCUGCGUCUCUGGGGAAGUACAUCAGGAGUCAGUGUAUCCUGGACCUAAAAAUCUGGACGAGUCACAUGAAGAGAACGAUCCAGACUGCUGAGGGAAUCGGGGUGGCGUACGAACAGUGGAAAGCUCUCAAUGAGAUCGAUGCAGGUGUGUGUGAAGAGAUGACGUAUGAAGAGAUUCAGGACAACUUUCCUGAAGAGUUUGCACUGAGAGACCAGGACAAGUAUCGUUACCGUUACCCAAAGGGCGAGUCGUAUGAAGAUUUGGUUCACAGACUGGAGCCUGUGAUCAUGGAGCUGGAGCGUCAGGAGAACGUUCUGGUCAUCUGUCACCAGGCCGUCAUGCGCUGUCUGCUUGCUUAUUUUCUGGACAAAAGUGCAGGUGAAUGUAAUGCUUUAAAGCUCCAGGGAGUCUGUGACAAAUUCCAUUUCAGGCUUUUUUCAAAUAUGUUGGUUGAAUUGCCCAGCAGGCCAUAACAGGCAAACAAUAAC
This is a messenger RNA of Tachysurus fulvidraco (yellow catfish), 1534 nucleotides long. RefSeq names its product 6-phosphofructo-2-kinase/fructose-2,6-bisphosphatase-like. Lineage: Eukaryota; Metazoa; Chordata; Actinopteri; Siluriformes; Bagridae. The coding region runs from base 200 to 1519 and encodes 439 amino acids. Gene Ontology annotation, cellular component: cytosol; 6-phosphofructo-2-kinase/fructose-2,6-biphosphatase complex. Gene Ontology annotation, molecular function: fructose-2,6-bisphosphate 2-phosphatase activity; ATP binding; 6-phosphofructo-2-kinase activity. The record is from RefSeq and is a predicted model, not a curated record. Gene Ontology annotation, biological process: fructose 2,6-bisphosphate metabolic process; fructose metabolic process. The transcript is spliced from 11 exons.